Limulus polyphemus (Atlantic horseshoe crab) is the source of this 575-nucleotide messenger RNA. Its product is annotated as 1-phosphatidylinositol 4,5-bisphosphate phosphodiesterase epsilon-1-like. Gene Ontology annotation, biological process: positive regulation of GTPase activity; Ras protein signal transduction. The transcript is spliced from 3 exons. Gene Ontology annotation, molecular function: guanyl-nucleotide exchange factor activity. NCBI's taxonomy places the organism in Eukaryota, Metazoa, Arthropoda, Merostomata, Xiphosura, Limulidae. The record is from RefSeq and is a predicted model, not a curated record. The annotation marks the transcript as partial. Gene Ontology annotation, cellular component: plasma membrane.
GUCAGCUCCUGGGUGACACACGUCAUCGUUUCCCAGCCAACACACGAGGACAGAAAGGCUGUUUUAUCUUGCAUUUUUCGAGUAGCUGUGUGCUGUUGGAAUUUUGGAAACUUCAAUACAGCAGUGGAGAUUCUGUCAGGUUUAAAGUCUGAUAAGUUAAAACCUUUUUGGUUGUCGCUCUCUGGAAAGGACAAACUUCCCCUACUGGAUUUUCUGAGCUCGUCCCUCCUAACACCUGGACCCACCCAGGAGUACAAGGAAGCUGUUGAACGAGCACUGGAUAUUCCACAUUCCAAGGUGAUUCCUUUCUUUGGAACGUUCUUGAGGGAUCUGAAGACCGUUUUUAAUGGCAUGCCGAGUUUGUUGGUUCUGCCUAACAACGACACUCAGGAACUAGAGUUGGUGGCUCAAUUCCAAGGUGAGGAUCACUUUAUGAGUCGUGUUGGCGUUGGUGGCAUUAUUAAUAUGAAAAAAAUAGAGCAAGUCCGCCAGGUGUUGGAUGACAUCCGAGCUUUCCAUCAGCACGCCGAACACAGACGCAAGGAAUUAAUAUCUAGUUCAACAUCAGAGCCUAG